This is a messenger RNA of Amphimedon queenslandica, 1466 nucleotides long. RefSeq names its product E3 ubiquitin-protein ligase TRIM71-like. Lineage: Eukaryota; Metazoa; Porifera; Demospongiae; Haplosclerida; Niphatidae. Bases 318 to 1388 code for a protein of 356 amino acids. Gene Ontology annotation, molecular function: protein binding. The transcript has a single exon. The record is from RefSeq and is a predicted model, not a curated record.
GCUGGUCAGUUAAGUUUAGAGCAUCUGGAACAAGUUGAGAAUUAUGUGGAAAAGAGUCUGAAGACAGGUACUCCGCCUCAAAUCUUAAGCUCUAAGGAACAAAUGAAAAAGCAUAUGAAUGAGAUUACUACACUGAUUAGUGCUGAAGAUUUACUACCUAAAGUUGAAGCAGACAUCGUUUUAAGCAAAGACGUCAGAUCACUUCGACACAUUGGAGAUAUAAUUUCAGGAACUGCACUAUACAGCAAUGCAGAGUAAAAAAGAUAGAUUGCUUUGAGCAUCUUCCAAAGGAGAGAAAGGUUUCAUUUUCACUAAUCAUGGAGGCACCAGAUUCAUCUCUUCUAUCAGUUCCCCACUCUUCUCUGAGGUGUAGCCUAGUACCAGUUGGAAAUGGCAAUGAGCCAAUCGAUGCUACAGUCAUUGCCACUAGUACUCAUUCUGGAGUAUACAAAAUACUAUGCAACCCUUCUUCACACGAUACUCAUAGGGUUAAAAUUCAAGUGUAUGAUGUACAGCUUGAAGGCACAUCCCUGGUCAUCCCUUUCAAUCCUUACCUUGAUAACAUCAUUCCAGUACGUACCAUCGACGAGCUUAAUUAUCCCUGGAGAGUUGCUGUAAGUGAUGAUGGAUAUCUGAUGGUAAGUGAAAGUCUUGGGGACCGUGUUACAAUAAUGGAUAGAGAAGGAAUGAAAGUGAAGUCAUUUGGAGGGACAGAAGGAACUGGUAAUGUUAAGUUUCUUUCUCCUCAUGGAGUUGCUUUUACGUCUGACAAAUUUAUUCUAGUGUCUGAUAGUCACAGGAUCCAGAAGAUAAACAUAGAUGGAGACUGUUUAGCAUCGGUAGGUGAAGAGGGUACAGAACCACUUCAGUUUAAGUAUCCUGUUGGUAUUGCUAUUUCUCCUAUAACAGGACAGGUGUAUGUUGCUGAUAGUGGCAAUCACCAUAUACAAGUCUUGAAUCCUGAUUUGACCUUUUCUCAUUUCUUUGGUAGUAAGGGCUCAGCAAAUGGGCAGUUUCUGUAUCCACGAGACAUUGCCAUUGACAAUCAAGGAUUCGUGUAUGUUACAGAUUGGGUGAAUCAUCGUGUUCAAUAUUUCACUCCAGAUGGGGCAUUUGUAGCUUUAUUUGGUAAUGAAGGGUCUGGUCCUGGACAGCUUAACAGUCCAAUAGGUAUUACAAUCGAUAAUACAGCUACUGGCCUAGUGUAUGUUAGUGAAUGGAACAAUCAUCGUAUUUCAGUCUUUACCAAUGAGGGCCUUUUUGUGAGCAGCUUUGGAAGAGAAGGCAGCAGUAUUGACGAGUUUAAUAGUCCCAAAGGAUUGACGUUUGACAAAGAAGGAUUUUUGUACAUUUGUGAUUAUUACAAUAAUCGACUUGUUGUUUAUUGAGCUAUUUUUAUAAACUGCUGUGGUAAUGAAAUUAAAGUGUUCUCAUUAUUUCUGUUUAAAAUUUAUCUAUAACUAGAA